Molecule: messenger RNA, 5287 nt
Organism: Dendroctonus ponderosae (mountain pine beetle)
Lineage: Eukaryota; Metazoa; Arthropoda; Insecta; Coleoptera; Curculionidae
Gene: brat
Product: brain tumor protein
Exons: 2
Coding region: 479-2905 (808 amino acids)
Biological process (GO): negative regulation of translation
Molecular function (GO): protein binding; translation repressor activity; zinc ion binding
Source: RefSeq, a predicted model, not a curated record
AAUCCUGCUUUGGCUGGCUGAGCUAGUCGAAAACCAAUCUUUAUGCGCGUCGGUUCUCUUUUAACAAAAAGCAAGAGAGGCACGGUAGAAAAUGUUUUUGUUCCAGUUUUGUAGCGGUCCGCGAUAGGUUUAUGCGAAAUUUUAUGCAACCGAAAUCAAGGUGGUACUUUCACUCUCAAGUUAUGUCGACUGUUACGUAAAGUACCGCUUGCUUACAUAUGCCGGAUAAUAACAAUACGAUAGCGCGCUAAAGACCGUAAUUCACACAGCUGCGAGGGACUGAAGAAAAAAAUUAGUGCGCGCCUAAAGCGUUACACAAAUCCUUUGUUUGGGCUGUUGCUUGAUACAGUGAACCUACAAUAGAUCGGUUUAGUUUCUGGCUAAUCAGCUCAUUUGCCGUUUUUUUCUGUUUACUUGGAAAGAGUUUUGCACCGAAAAGCCGCACGUCAAACAAUUAAGGGAUGACGGGUAAUUGAAGAUGGCAUCACCGACACCGUCAAUAGAAUCCUUACCACGAGCAAACUCAAUUGGAUCCUUCGGUGACCAGGUAGAAUAUCUGUCCCUUUCCCCAUUGGCGGGCUCCCCCGGAUCGUCCCCCCCAGCCAGCGACUCAGUCGAUAGAGACAGCGACCCCACGGAGCUCCAUUGCGAGCAGUGCAGAGAACCGGUCUCCGAUCCGAAGCUUUUGGCCUGCUUUCACACGUUCUGUAACUUGUGCUUGGAGCGCAACAAGUUGGUCUGCCCACGUUGCAAUACCGAGUCGAUUGAAGGUAUUCUGAAUAAUUUGCUUAGUUCCGACCAAAUUGAGCCGUUCCAGCCGGCCACUCCGCGCUGCACCGGCUGCAAAAAUAAGAAAUUCGACGCCGUUGCGCGCUGCGUUGAUUGCGUCAACUACCUGUGCUCCCAUUGCCUGAUGGCUCAUCAGUUCAUGCACUGUUUUGAGGGCCAUCGUCUACAGAGUCUGAACGAGACCAAGGACGAGCCCAGAAACGGGUUCAUACCAGUUGGAAGCAACAUGGCCAACAACAGCGAGAAGAGCUUAAUCUGCCCCAAACAUAAAGGCGAACUGAUCAAGUACUUUUGCCGAACCUGCUCCGUGCCCAUUUGCAAGGAGUGUCUCACCUUGGAGCACCCGUCUAAUCUGCAUGAGUGUGAGCUGAUUGGCGACGCUGUUCCGAAGCAGAUCGAGGCCAUCCACCACGCGGUGUCUGAGGCCAAAGUGAAGGCGACCGACAUCAGGAACACCUUAAAGAACGUGGAACACGCCAAUAGCCGAUUGCAGGUCCAGUAUCACAAGGCCCAAACGGAAGUGAAUGAAACCUUCCAGUUUUAUCGCUCGAUGCUGGAGGAGCGCAAGCAAGAGCUACUGAAGGAGUUGGAAAGCGUUUUCUCCGCGAAGCAAAUGGCCCUGAAUGUGGCCACCGAUAAGGGGCAGGAGACGAUCGACCAAAUCUACAAGACGUGCGAGUUCGUGGAACGACUCAACAAGUGCGCGAACGUGGUGGAGAUUCUGAUGUUCCGCAAACUGCUGGACGCCAGACUGCAAACGAUGCUCACAUACAAUAUGGACCAAAGCGUGCAAUCUGCAUCCGAACUGGAAUUUGUCUCGAACUAUCAAGCCAUCCAAGUGGGAGUGCGUAAUACAUUUGGUUACGUGCGUUCAAACUCAGAACCGGUUGUGGGCCCCAGCAAGCAACCGCCGAUCGCUCGACCAACAGGAGGCAGCAGCUCAAGCGGAAGCAGCGUAAACGGCAGCUCGGGCAGCUUGAAUGGCGCCAUCCACUGCCCAUUCGGACUGACCAACAACAGCCAAUCGACAUCGCCUUUCGAGUCGAACAUUCUCAGCAAACGCUUCAGCAGCGCCAACAGCUUGGGCCCGUUCUCCACCACCAUUGGAGAGAUGAACAUCAACCCCUAUGAGAAAUGGUCGAACGGGGGCGCUACCGAUAGCAUUUUCCAAAACGGCAGUGUGGAUCCCUACUCCUUGACCGGGCCUACUCAUCCAGAUCCCAUGCUGGACUUGACCUCCAAACUGUCAGUGGCGAUCUUCCCGCCCAAGAGCCAAAUCAAGCGCCAGAAGAUGAUCUACCAUUGUAAGUUUGGCGAGUUUGGCGUGAUGGAGGGACAGUUCACUGAGCCGAGCGGUGUGGCGGUGAAUGCGCAGAACGACAUAAUCGUGGCGGACACCAACAACCAUCGCAUCCAGAUCUUCGAUAAGGAGGGCCGAUUCAAGUUCCAUUUCGGAGAGUGCGGCAAGCGCGACUCGCAGCUGUUGUACCCGAAUCGAGUGGCGGUGGUGCGCACUUCAGGAGACAUCAUAGUUACAGAACGGUCUCCGACCCAUCAGAUCCAGAUCUACAACCAGUAUGGGCAGUUUGUGCGCAAAUUCGGCGCCAACAUUCUACAACACCCGCGAGGCGUCACCGUCGACAACAAGGGACGCAUCGUGGUGGUGGAAUGCAAAGUGAUGCGGGUCAUAAUUUUCGACCAAGCUGGCGCGGUGCUGCAGAAGUUCGGCUGCUCCAAACAUUUGGAGUUCCCCAACGGGGUGGUGGUGAACGACAAGCAGGAGAUUUUCAUCAGCGACAAUCGCGCGCAUUGCGUGAAAGUGUUCAGCUACGAAGGCGUCUACCUGCGCCAGAUUGGAGGCGAAGGUAUCACCAACUACCCGAUCGGGGUGGGCAUCAACGCCAAUGGCGAGAUCCUGAUCGCCGACAACCACAACAACUUCAACCUGACGAUUUUCACCCAGGAUGGCCAGCUGGUGUCUGCUCUCGAGAGCAAGGUGAAACAUGCCCAGUGCUUUGACGUGGCCCUCAUGGACGACGGCUCCGUCGUGCUGGCCAGCAAAGACUAUCGCCUCUACAUCUAUCGCUAUGUACAGGUGCCCCCUAUCGGCCUAUAGGCUACUACUAUCCCACCAGGGUCUCCAGCUGCAGCCAUUCCCUACACUUUUUAUUGAUGCAUUUUUGAACGGAGUGGUCGGACCGCUGGUCUGUUGACGUUGAAUUAAUUUAGUUGGCGAAAUUACAACAAUACUGCAAAUUGUCAUAGUUUUGUAUUCGAUGUUGAUAUUUUUAUAUUUUACCGUUUGAAAUGAUGAGUCGGAGCAGACACACGGGCUCGAAAUCGACCCCGCCGACACCAAUGAUGUUGAUUGACCAAAUUAUCAAUUUUUGAAACAGGGAUAUUAUUGAAAUUAGACAUGUUAAGCCAAGCAUCGAGGUGCCUGGGCCGUUGUUGUAAUCUUAAUCGAACAUCAUCCUAUGAUAUGAUAAUGAUCUAUUUUAAUAUGCGUGUAUGUUGUGAAUGUCUUUAGAAAUAGAGCAUUGUUAUUUGCGGGAAGCCGCGUUGUUAGCGACCCUAGUCACCCCUCAAACCUUGUUUUAGACUUUAGCCGCGGGCGCGAAUGGUUCCGUCCUCGGACCCAUUCUGCCGAAAUUCGAAUUUCAAUGAAACUGCAUUGAAACUUGAACCGUUCCACGGCUAUCAUGUAUUGUUCAAUUUUUAUAUUCCUCAUUCGUGAAUUUGGAUGAAUAUUUAUAAUAAACGACCACGCCAUCUUAUAUAACAUCGCGUGCCGUGCCUACCGUAAGCUUCUUCCGUCGCCGGAAUUCUCCUCCUUUAUGUUUAGUACCUUAGUUUGUUUUUAUUUUUUUAUCAUUACUUACGUUUCUAAGUUAGCAAAAUACACGGUUCUGCAAGCGUACAUACAUACGGUGCAUGCAAUACCUUUCAAACCACUUAUUUUUCGAUUUUUAUUUUAUUUAGUUGUAGUCGAAGUAGUAGGUUUUUAUAUUUGUUUGUUGAUGCUGCCAAGUUUAAGAUAGCGACGCGCAUGUGUCCUUUGGAGGGAAGCUUUGUGUUACCAUUGCUUGAAAUCAGACGAAUUCAAUUUCCUCGCCCAGACCAUGUUCGCUCCGUGCUUCGGCACUCCAAGACUAUUACGUAGUAGUUAGUUCUUUUUUAUUAUUAUUUACUUAGUGUUUUUUAAGUUUUGUUAGUUAAUACUACUGCUGCUUGAGCUCGCAACAGGUCCCAUUAUUAUCCACAUAGUUUUUAAGAUGUUACACGUUGUUCAUGCGAAAGUUGCACCUAUUAUUAUUAACUCGUUUUAUAUUGUUUAGUUAGGAGGUUAAAUGCAACAUAAAACUCGUUUGGGGAAUAUUAUUAAGGCCACUGCAGUUUCUAUCGCAUUGAUUCUGGACGAGGAUCCUCGCGCACAAACGCAUUUUUUCCAAGUUCACCGUUGUUUUUAUUUUAUCUGAAGACUGAGUAUUAAAGCUAGAACAAAAAAAUGGAAUGAAUAUCAUUUGUGGAUUCAUCGGACUAUUUCCGAUGCAUCCUCCAAGGCUGAAUUGUUUUCGAUAUUGCUAGACGAAGGUCCGUCGCUUAGUUCGCCGAUCUGCUGUCCGAGACGUUUGAAAAACCUGAGCAUCAGUAUUAUUUCCUAAAUCGUAUAUUUUACUGUUGAUUAUUGCUAAGUUAGGUAAAUAAGUAUUGACUUUUUGAGAGGGCAGAAAAGCAGUUAAAUCAAUUUUUCACUCAAGGAAGUAUCGUAAUGCGAGUUAUUGCUGCAUCUAGAUAGUAGAUGGGUUUCCUAAACGUUUUUGAAAACAACUAAGCCAGCUUGCUAAGCCUUUCGGAGCCAGACUGCAAUAUUCUAAACGACUCGAGUAGUACUUAAUUUGACCAAUUUGAGGUUUAGUAAUAUUAAUAAUAAUAAUAAUGGGACCAAACACAGCUCACGUGGUGCAUCGUCUGACAUUUUUAGUAAGGAUAAUUUAUGCAUUAUUUAUAUUUUUUACUUGUUGUUGUUUAUCGAUAACGAAGGCAUUAAAACCGCGCAGUUGAGAGAUCUCAAUCCUAUUUCAACUUCGCAAGGCAUUCUGAAAUCGGGCUGGUUUCCACUUCGAUUUCGGCUCGAAAAUGGCAACUUUUAAAAGCAAUUAGGUUCAGUUAUUCAGUUCUAAACAUGCCCCAGUCGGCCUAACAUUUUUGGUAUGCACCCGAUUAAUGUUGUUUGUUAUUUUAGCUCAUUAUUGUCAUAUCUUACUUAUUAUAUUCUAUUGUUCCUCACAUCGGUCCAAGUGCGUACCGAACCAAACAAUCUCAACCAAAAAUCCAGCCCGUAUACAAUACCCGUCUCUACAUUUUUAACGUUGUUGUUAUAUUAGUAAUUUAACGGUGAAAUUGUUCUUAAAGUCAAUUUGUACAUUGUUUUGUUUUUCUUUGAUUUUUUGUUGUAAAUGCUUUUUUACUUAAUAAUACCAUUAAUUGCAGUUUA